GGAAUGCUUGGAGGGAUCCAUGUGAUAGCUCCAUUAUACUUCUUAUUAUAUUCCAUACAGUCACCGGUGUCCAAAUUCGAUACGCCAGAUCGUCGCUGUACGCAAAUCUCUUACAUGAAGUCCUUGGUUCCGUGUCUUAUAUCGUGCUAUUAUAUUCCGGGGUUCUGGAUCACCUAUGUGGACUCUUCAGUGCAAAGCAACUCAGUUAUGAUGUUUAUUCUCCUACCAGCUUUUUUCCGAUUCCUCCAUGUCCAGAUGUCGUCCUUUCUCAGAGGAACAACAGUGAAAGAGCUUAUUGAAACGCCGAACGUCGACAUGCCAUAUAUUAGAAUAACAUACUACACAUGCGCUUUAAUAUCUGGGUUCAUGUCUUUGCUAUUGAGAGCUUGGGUAUCGCGGUCAUUAUUCGGUUGCUUAUUGCCAAUAUCACAUCAUAUGAGCCUAACAGCAUCUACCAGGCACAUCGCUUACGAGGACACGGUCGGGUUUGUAUGUGGCUUGAUAUGGGUCACAUAUGAGUACAUGGACUUAAACUCCGGCGGGAUGAUGAGUAUGCCCUGGCUCUCGUUCAUCCUAGCGGGCACACUCAUAACUCUGGUUCUGGGGCCGGCAGCAGCUUUGAUGCUAGGAUGGGGCCUGAGAGAAGAGUACUUGGCAAUGCAUGCCGAACGCCGCCUAAAAAACACACUGCCUCUGCCAGCAGCUGUUGGAAGUCCAAUAGUAGGUUGA
This is a messenger RNA of Aspergillus eucalypticola CBS 122712, 729 nucleotides long. RefSeq lists its product as uncharacterized. Lineage: Eukaryota; Fungi; Ascomycota; Eurotiomycetes; Eurotiales; Aspergillaceae. The transcript has a single exon. The record is from RefSeq and is a predicted model, not a curated record. The annotation marks the transcript as partial.